AUGUCUAAACCUGCUUCUGUUACAUCGACCCAACACCAGCCGACCCACUCAGGCGAGUCUGAACAACUUAAAGUCGAACAUGAACACGCUGAAAAAAUGAUUAUCACUAUAGAAGAUGAAUUUGAUGAAUACAAUGAAGAAGAGGAUGAAGACUAUCAAGAGGGACAGGAAGAGCUUGUUGAAGAAGACGAAUCAGAAGAAAGUGACGUAGAUUCUGAAGAUACUCGAAUUGAUCCUGAAGAGGUCCAGGAACUUAUUCGAACAGCUGUCGCGCCACUUCCAAAUCUGUUCAAAGAGCAACUUCUUGAUCCCACCGUUACGAUCCUUCGAGACGGCAAGAAAAUUGCUUCUCCGAUGAAGAACACUCAAGACAUUGAUCAAAUCACCGAACAGUUCAAAGCGAUGCUUACAAAUAAUAGAUAA
Ambispora leptoticha is the source of this 423-nucleotide messenger RNA. The record is from the annotation of a GenBank genome assembly. NCBI's taxonomy places the organism in Eukaryota, Fungi, Glomeromycota, Glomeromycetes, Archaeosporales, Ambisporaceae.